UCAAGGGAUUAUCACAUAUGUUAAAAUCCAACAUUGAGAGGGGUAUCAUCGGAGAUGAAUCUGAAUUGUUGCAUAGAAGAAUCAUAUUUGGAGCAAAUACAUAUCCACAAAAGAAAGGGCGGAACUUUUUGGUGUUCCUGUGGGAGGCUUGCCAAGAUUUGACACUCAUCAUAUUGAUGGUUGCUGCUGUUAUUUCAUUGGUACUGGGCAUAAAAACAGAAGGCCUAAGUGAAGGAUGGUACGACGGUGGAAGCAUUGCCUUUGCUGUAAUUCUUGUUGUACUUGUUACAGCUGUCAGCGACUAUAGACAAUCCCUCCAGUUCCAGUGUCUGAAUGAGGAGAAGCGAAAUAUUCACUUGGAGGUAACUAGAAGUGGUAGAAGGAUGGAAAUUUCAAUAUUUGAUAUAGUGGUUGGUGAUAUUGUUCCACUUAAAAUUGGGGAUCAGGUUCCAGCUGAUGGUAUUCUAAUUGAUGGCCAUUCUCUUGCUAUAGAUGAAUCUAGCAUGACCGGGGAAGCCAAGAUUGUUCACAAGGACCAAAAGGCACCAUUUUUGAUGUCUGGUUGCAAGGUUGCUGAUGGCUUUGGCACCAUGUUGGUGAUUGCUGUUGGAACUAAUACUGAAUGGGGUAUGUUGAUGGCUAAUAUUUCAGAGGAUAAUGGUGAAGAAACUCCUCUGCAGGUACGAUUGAAUGGUGUUGCCACUUUAAUUGGUACAGUUGGAUUGACAGUUGCUGCUGCAGUUCUCAUUGUUCUUUGGGCUAGAUACUUCACUGGGCACACCAAAAACCCUGAUGGAACUGCUCAAUUCAUAAGGGGGCUUACAAGUGCAAAGGCUGCCAUUGAUGGUGCUGUUAAAAUCCUGACUAUUGCUGUAACCAUAAUAGUUGUUGCAGUUCCAGAAGGACUUCCAUUGGCUGUUACCUUGACUCUUGCAUACUCAAUGAGGAAGAUGAUGGCAGACAAGGCCUUGGUGAGGAGGCUUUCAGCUUGUGAAACCAUGGGAUCAGCAACAACAAUAUGCAGUGACAAAACUGGAACUUUGACACUCAAUCAGAUGACUGUAGUGGAGGCAAAUGUUGGAGGGAUGAAAUUAAGUUCUCCAGACAAUUGUGAUAUAUUGACCGAUGCUGCAUCUCACCUGCUGAUUGAAGGCAUCGCCCAGAAUACAACUGGCAAUGUGUUUGUGCCAGAAGAUGGACCUGCAGAGGUCUCUGGUUCACCUACAGAAAAGGCCAUUCUUUCUUGGGGAAUCAAGGCAGAUUCCAAGAUUCAUGUGCACUGGAAAGGGGCUGCAGAACUAAUCUUAGCUGCUUGUACGAGCUGGUUUGAUGCCGAUGGUUCUAUUCGUCCAAUGACUUCAGACAAGGUGAAUGAGUUUAAAAAUUCAAUUGAAGACAUGGCAGCACUUAGCCUACGUUGUGUUGCAUUUGCAUACAGAUUAUAUGAUCUAGAUAAAAUUCCACAUGAGGACAAAAGGGACAAGUGGGAGUUGCCUGAGGAUGAACUUGUUCUACUCGCUAUAGUGGGAAUAAAGGAUCCUUGCCGUCCAGGCGUAAAAGAUGCUGUAAAGUUAUGCACUACUGCCGGUGUCAAGGUACGCAUGGUCACCGGUGAUAAUAUUCAGACAGCUAAGGCCAUCGCUUUGGAGUGUGGAAUACUUGAUACCAGUGAAGAUCUUACUGAGCCAACCAUUAUAGAGGGCAGAGCAUUCCGUGCCCUUUCUGAAACAGCAAGAGAAGCAAUUGCGGAGAAAAUUUCUGUAAUGGGAAGAUCCUCACCAAAUGACAAACUUCUACUUGUCCAAGCAUUACGGAAAAAAGGACAUGUGGUUGCAGUUACUGGGGAUGGCACUAAUGAUGCUCCAGCACUACAUGAGGCAGAUAUAGGCCUUUCAAUGGGUAUUCAGGGGACAGAAGUUGCAAAAGAGAGCUCAGACAUCAUAAUAUUAGAUGACAACUUUGCAUCUGUUGUAAAGGUUGUCCGGUGGGGCCGUUCUGUAUAUGCAAACAUUCAGAAGUUUAUUCAAUUCCAGCUAACUGUCAAUGUUGCAGCACUUGUUAUAAAUGUGGUGGCUGCAGUUUCAUCUGGAGACGUGCCUCUAAAUGCCGUUCAGCUUCUCUGGGUCAACCUAAUUAUGGACACUCUUGGAGCAUUAGCACUAGCAACGGAACCACCCACUGACAAACUUAUGAAAAGAUCUCCUGUUGGCCGCAGGGAACCUCUGAUUACAAAUAUUAUGUGGAGAAAUUUGUUCGUACAGGCUUUAUAUCAAGUGGCAAUCUUGCUCAUUUUCAACUUUGGUGGAAGGAGUAUACUGCACUUGAAGCAUGAAACUUUGGAACAUGCUGAAAAAGUGAAGAAUACCUUUGUUUUCAAUACAUUUGUGUUCUGCCAAAUAUUCAAUGAAUUCAAUGCCCGCAAACCGGAUGAGAUAAAUAUACUCCGAGGGGUGACCAAGAGCCCUUUCUUUAUGGUGAUAAUAGGAACCACCUUCCUCCUUCAGGUUCUUAUUGUCGAGUUCCUUGGGAAGUUCACAUCGACUGUCAGGCUCGAUCCGAAGCUGUGGCUGGUCUCGGUAGCGAUCGCUCUUGUAAGUUGGCCUUUGGCAGUCCUUGGAAAGCUCAUCCCGGUUCCUGAGAUUCCUCUUGGGGUGUACCUUGCAAGAAUUUUUUGCAGGAGAAGCUCACGCUGAGAUGCAGCAAACAAGGCAAGGAGAAGCGGGGUUGGUGAAACAGACGGACACUGCUGCCUCCCGGAUGUCUUGCCACCGUACAUCGAUUGCCAACUGGAUGUAUGGAUGAUGGAUUCAAGUGAAAUCGUAGUCUGUCUACUCGAUUGUGGCCGUGAUGGCGGGCGGCCACAGCAAGUGCUAAUUCCUAUGGAAAAUAAUGUCUUGUUUCUCAAGAAAUAUCGUCUUCUGUUUUCACCCAAGAAACAAUUCAUAUCAUAGCCUAGUCCUUUCUAGUGCAGUAAAUUAUCAAAGGCCACCACCCACCGAGGCAGAGGUUCUUGGCUACUAAACUUCAAGUUUUAAUUGGUUUUUAUUUGGUACGUUGAGUGGAUGGAUAAUUAUGCAGGCAGAUUAUUACAGGCUCCUCACUCGAACAAAUCGUUGACCUCAAGUUUGACGCGUAUUAUGUGUGAAGAUGGGGGGUUUGGAGUUUCUUUGCAUGUUGUAGGACGUGUAUUAUGUAUGUAUGAUGAAGAUGUGCUUAGU
Musa acuminata AAA Group (dessert banana) is the source of this 3218-nucleotide messenger RNA. RefSeq names its product calcium-transporting ATPase 5, plasma membrane-type-like. Gene Ontology annotation, cellular component: plasma membrane; intracellular membrane-bounded organelle. Gene Ontology annotation, molecular function: ATP binding; ATP hydrolysis activity; P-type calcium transporter activity. The record is from RefSeq and is a predicted model, not a curated record. Gene Ontology annotation, biological process: calcium ion transmembrane transport. Bases 18 to 2693 code for a protein of 891 amino acids. The transcript is spliced from 29 exons. NCBI's taxonomy places the organism in Eukaryota, Viridiplantae, Streptophyta, Magnoliopsida, Zingiberales, Musaceae.